GAGCUCGGGGCGCCGGGACCUGGGCGAGCGGCGGCGGCAGCAUGGGGGCCUGCUUGGGGGUGUGCUCCCUCCUCAGCUGUGUGUCAUGCCUAUGUGGGUCAGCUCCCUGUCUCCUGUGUGGCUGCUGCCCUUCUGCGAGGAAUUCUACCAUCUCCCGCCUCAUCUUCACUUUCUUCCUGUUCCUGGGCACACUGGUGUCCAUCAUCAUGAUAAUACCUGGUGUGGAAAACCACUUGUACAAGCUUCCUGGCUUCUGUAAAGGAGGCAGCCAGAUCCUGGGUGUUGAAGGCCAUGUCAAUUGCAACUCCUUCCUGGGUCAUAAAUCCGUGUAUCGCAUGGGCUUUGCCAUGGCUGCUUUCUUCUUCCUGUUUGCCUUGAUCAUGAUAUGCGUGAGGAGCAGCAAGGAUCCGAGAGCAGCCAUUCAAAACGGGUUCUGGUUUUUCAAGUUCCUGAUUUUGAUUGGCAUCACCGUGGGUGCUUUCUAUAUUCCUGAUGGCUCCUUCACAUCAGUGUGGUUCUACUUUGGUGUGGUGGGCUCCUUCUUCUUCAUUCUCAUCCAGCUCAUCCUUCUGAUUGACUUUGCCCACUCCUGGAGUCAGAUCUGGCUUCGCAAUGCAGAUGAAGGCAAUGCCAAAGGCUGGUACGCAGGCCUUUUCUUCGUUACCUUCAUCUUCUAUGCAGCAUCCAUCACGGCUGUGGUGCUGCUGUAUGUCUACUACACCAAGCAUGAUGGCUGCACAGAGAACAAGGUGCUGAUCAGUCUCAACCUCAUCUUCUGUGUGAUCAUCUCUGUGGUGUCCAUCCUGCCCAAAAUCCAGAAUGCUCAGCCACACUCAGGCCUGCUGCAGGCUUCCCUCAUCACACUCUACACCAUGUUCAUCACCUGGUCGGCUCUGGCCAAUGUGCCAAACAAAUCCUGUAACCCCACCCUCCUGGUCAGGAACAGCACGGCCACCCCAGUGGCUGAGGGGCAUGUGACCAUGUGGUGGGAUGCCCCGAGCAUUGUGGGAUUGGUCAUCUUUGUUCUGUGCACGCUCUUUAUCAGCAUUCGCUCCUCGGACCACGCCCAAGUGAAUAAGAUGAUGCUGACUGAGGAAGGCCCAGGAGCAGUGGGCAGCGGAGGGGCAAGCCUGGAAGAUGGCGUGCACCGGGCCUAUGACAAUGAGCAGGACAGUGUGUCCUACAAUUACAGCUUCUUCCACCUCUGCCUUGUCCUGGCCUCCCUCUACAUCAUGAUGACACUCACAAACUGGUACAGGCCUGAUGAGCAUUUCCAGACUAUGAGUAGUCCUUGGACUGCAGUGUGGGUAAAGAUCUCUUCCAGCUGGGCCGGGCUUCUCCUCUACCUCUGGACUCUGGUAGCCCCCCUUGUACUGCCAGAUCGAGACUUCAGCUGAAAAGGACUUUGCCUGUCGGACAGCUCAGCUACUUUUAGCCGGAGAACCAUGCUGCCAAGGGAUGACCCCCUGCUCCUGGCUUGUGGGGAGAGCAGGGCUGUGGUUCUCCCAAGCUAUAUGUUACCCUUUGACUCUCAUUUUAGGACUGAGACCAGUUCCUCAGGAUUUUGCCUUUCUGUUUCUUGUUGUUUUUAAAGGGAAAAAGUGCCUCUCAGAGAAAACCUGCCAUUUGUGGGUGAAGCCAGCUUCAUACAGCACUGCUUCUUCUGCAGUCUGUGUGUGUGUUGACUAGCAUCCCAGUGUGGCCUCCAUCCUUCUCAUUCUGAAAAAGACAAGGUUGAACUGCCCUUGAGGAACUGUUUUUAAGGAGCUGCUCUUGAAUUUUUUGUUUUGAUGUGGGUUUCAGUCAAAAAACCCUGUGCUGCCUGGUGAGUGGUUUGAGACUCCCGCAUGUCCCGUCUUGGCCCAUACCUACCUGUAGAACUAAGGAUUAAAUAAAGGGAUAGAAUUUAGUACUGGCUGGUGCCUGCUGAGCAUUGGCCCUACUGUGUAAUCAGCUGCUGCGGCAAAUUAAUAUUCUGUAUUCAGAGACUGGUUUUCAGUCCAUUGUACUUUUUUACUGGGUUAGGAAGAUGUGUUAGUGGUUGCAGCAGGAAAACAUAGCGUUUGUCAAAGGGCUUCUCACCCCUGCCUUGCUGCUCAAUUGCAUCAGUUACACCACCCAGGAUGCUCCUACUGCAGUAAGUUCACUUGGCAGCUCCUCCAGCCCCACCCCUGUGUAACAGCAACAGAAACUGCCAAGGCUCUAGUAGGCAGUGCUCAGCUCAUUAUAAGUGAUGACCUUGUAGAACAAGAAUGAUACGUACAACACAGGUUUUGCUUUGGGCGGGUCCCUGCUACAGCCACAGUUGUGAUUGCAAUUUAUGGAGGCAUACCUGCCCAAGCCAGCUUAAAGCUAGGUCAGGAGAUUCCCCAUGAAAGCGGAGCUACAGCAACACAGGGCUCAGCACACAGUGUAAAGUUAGCUGGAGCUUCAAUCAAUGCUGGGGCAGUUGGUCUGGGCUGAAUUUAGCACUGUUGUCACUACAUUGCUCGAAGGACCCAUGUUAGCUUAGGUGUGUCUACACAAGCUGCACUCAUGGCAGUAUCUGUAGGGUAGACUUAGCAAAAACUGAGCCAGCAUCUAGGCCUGGCUGCAGCAUAGGUAGGUGUAUCACUUUGUAGGGUUUUGCCUACUCCACUGUUCACCUGAUCCCUUAAAGCACCUGCAUCACCCAAGUUAUAUGGGGGAACAGCAGGUAAAACAUCAUACCAGAAGUCCAUCUCACUCCCCAGGAGCCCAGUUCUAGGACCAGCUUCCUGGACACAAGAGGUAGCUGGAAUUCAAGUGGCUGGAAGUGCCUUAGGAACUGGAACUGCAUGAGAGCCCUUUGCAUCCAAUGUGCUGCACCAUGAAGAAUCUUCCCCUGUCCUUUUCCAUUUACCAGGAUCUGAGCCUAAAAGCUUUUCCUGCAUCAUACAAGGACAGGUUUCCCUCAGGAGAUUUGUGUGAUUUGCCUUGCCAAUAAAGUCUGGUUUGGAAUUUGGA
Messenger RNA from Alligator mississippiensis (American alligator), 2985 nucleotides. It is a transcript of the gene SERINC2, whose product is annotated as serine incorporator 2. The coding region runs from base 42 to 1397 and encodes 451 amino acids. Gene Ontology annotation, cellular component: membrane. NCBI's taxonomy places the organism in Eukaryota, Metazoa, Chordata, Crocodylia, Alligatoridae. The transcript is spliced from 10 exons. The record is from RefSeq and is a predicted model, not a curated record.